AUGACAACGGCAGAACAAAACGGGACGCAGAGUCCCAGCUACGCCCUAACAGAUGAACAGAAAGCCCAUUUCCUCAAACACGGCUUCGUCCGCAUCCCGAACUGCUUCUCACCAGAAAAAGCUGCCGAAUGGACUGAUAAUGUCUGGGUCCGACUGGGAUACUCGCCCACAGACAAAUCCACCUGGGCAAAGGAGAGGAUCAACAUGCCGCACCACCGCCGCGAGCCCGCACGUACAUUCGCACCCAAGGCCUGGGCGGCGAUUUGCGAGUUAUGCGGCGGCGAGGACCGCAUUUCAGAUGAUUUUUUGGACUGGCGCGACUCGCUGAUUGUGAAUCUUGGGACGGAGGAGUGGGAGGGCCGCGCGCCGCAUCCGAGGGAUUUGGAUAAUUGGCAUGUUGAUGGGGAUUUCUUCGUGCAUUAUUUGGAUUCGCCCGAGCAGGCGCUGUUGGUUAUUCCGCUGUUUAGUGAUAUUAAACCGCGCGGAGGUGGCACGAUGAUUUGUCCGGAGGGGAUACCGUUUAUUGCGAGGCAUUUGUAUGAUCACCCCGAAGGCGUAUUCCCCCAGAUGGCCCCCCGGGGCCAACAGUCCCAGUAUCCAGACAUACAUGGAUUUUACAACUCGAUUGUCGCACAGUGCAGCGAGUUCCAUGAAAUGACGGGCAAUAUCGGAGACGUCGUACUGAUGCAUCCGUUUAUGUGCCACUCUGCCUCGAAAAAUAGCUUGCGGGUUCCACGAAUUAUCACCAAUCCCCCGGUUGCUUUGAAGGAGCCGUUCAACUUUGACCGUGAUGAUCCUAGUCAGUAUAGCCUUGUGGAGCAAAAGACGCUGUUGGCUCUGGGAAAGGACAAGCUGGGUGGGUGGAAGAUUACGGCGGAGCGUGAGGAGAUUGUUCCUGCGCGGAUGAAGGCGUUUCACGAGAUGAAGAAACAAGAGGCGGAGCGGUUGAAACUUGCUCAGGGAGUUACUACUGUGGUUGAUGCAUGA
This is a messenger RNA of Aspergillus puulaauensis, 987 nucleotides long. RefSeq lists its product as uncharacterized. Lineage: Eukaryota; Fungi; Ascomycota; Eurotiomycetes; Eurotiales; Aspergillaceae. The transcript is spliced from 2 exons. The record is from RefSeq and is a predicted model, not a curated record. The coding region runs from base 1 to 987 and encodes 328 amino acids.